AAAAAAAAAAGGAGAAGAUGGAGAGACAGUGAGCUGGAUGCCAACCCCCAUUAACUCCAAAAGAAGAAGAAGAAGAGGAAGAAGACAUGAGUGAGAACCGCACUGUGACUGUCACGUUAGAAACUGGUAAAACAACAAGUUUAAUGCGUGUGAUAGUAGCUAGAUGUACUUGUAGACUGCACGAAGAGUGAGUUGCAGACAUUUGACUAAGUUUACAGUGUGAAAGUUGAUGGUUUUGAGGAACUCGGUUAAAGUUUUCCACGUGGAGAAAGAGUUUACGGCUAGUCAGCACGAUUUAGUUACAAGGACUUUGCCUGCUCUUAAGCACUUAUCUCCAGAACCAUCCUCUGCUUAGCUGUCGGACGACGUCUUCAAUCAACAGCAUCGCAAGCAUUGCGUUGCCGCGGCGGGAAGGACGACUCGCCCACCAGCAUUACUACAGCAGUCCGUGGCAUUCCAGACCCGAGAAGCAGUUCCAGUUCAAGUUCUAGCAGUACGAAGACAAACAGACCCUCUAAUACAAUGCAUCAUAGACAACAAUGCAGAGACACUUGGCAUAUUAUUAGAAGGUAGAGAUAUUAAUGGUUUGUACUGUUCUGAAGACUGGAACGAUGAUGUUACACCACUGAGAGAGGCAGUUAUAUGCCGUAAUGAAGAAAUCUGCUCUUAUCUACUUGAAGAGUCGGCUGAUCCAAACAAAAGUUAAAAAAAAUGGACAAACACCUCUACAUUAUGCUGCUUUAAAAACUGAAGUUCCAAUGACUAUUGUGGAAAGAUUACUUGCAGUAAAGGCUAACCCACAUGGACAUGGAUCACAAAAGUUGACUCCACUGCAAUUUGCUGCUAAAUAUGGCCGCAAAGACAUUGUGAAAGCACUUAUAAAGGCUGGAGCUUCACCUGCAUUGAAAUUUGGGAUUUAUCGUGAUCUUGAUGAAAAUGUUGAGAAAACAAGUUUUCAACUAUUUUCACAGGAUAUAUAUGUCUUUUCGUUUUGCUUGUGCUGUACGAAUGAAAAAUCAUAAAGAAGUUAUGAACAUCUUUGAAAAACAUUUCUUUGAAGAAGAUCCUUCUGUGACUGAUUUAUUUUGAGAAAUACUUUGGUGUAGAUUGUCAGGAUGCAGAGGAGUAUCGUCAGAGCGCCAUCAAGUGGUUAAAAGAUACAAAGAAUGCUGACAAAUACAUUGAAGGAGUCAUGAAGCGCUUCCCAAGAAUUCCUCAGGAACAUUGGCCGAUUGCACUAAGCUGCCUCAAAGUUGCUUUGUGUGUCAGUGAAAUAAUCUCUUCUCAGCUAUUCAGUGAGCUCGUGCCAAUUCUAACAAAGAGACUUCAGCCAUUUGGAAACAGAAAUGGUGAAAAAGUCAACCUUUGGAUACUCAAAAUACUCAAUGUCUUGAUGCAGAAGACAUCUGAGCAGAAAGAGAGAUCGAACCAUUCUGUCUAUGAGAAGCUAUGCCAAAGUCUGAUGCCUCUCACACGUCCUGAUUAUUCAAAUCUAAUUGGAAUGUGGACAUAUUGUGUUUUUGCCAACAUCAAUGACUUCAUUCCUGAUCUUGUGGCAUUUGGUGAAUUGCCUUCAGUCCCAGAGAGUAUACUGAUCAUUGCACUGAUGGAAGAUGAAGCCAUAAACAAAAAGCUACAAAACCUGAACAUAUCACUCAAACGUAGAUCAGGUGUGAGGGAUGGUCUGCAUGGGGAGAUUGUUGGUCCUUCGAAGAGCAGGAAAAGAAGGAAAAAGAAGAAAAUCCAACAAGAAGUGGGAUCACAAGAAUGUGAUCCAAACACUGUAGUGAAAUCCAAUGAGGAAUCAAAUUCAAGUGUGCAGCCAUUCACAUCAAAAAUCUCAAAAAGGUGGUAUCAGACCAGUCGCCGUUGGAGACCUAAGCUUGAGAAGCUAGCUAACAUGGAUAUUAGCCAUACCAUUAAGGUGGGAAACAUUACUCUUGUACCCCAUGAAGAAUUUCGGAUUGCUAAAGGAAGUGAUGGAACAGAAGUUUUUCUUGGAUUGAGGGAUGACGGCAGAGAGGUGGCUGUGAAACGAAUGAAUAAGUCUAAUUACCUACUCCUCAGAAAUGAGGAGGAAUUCCUACGACUUCCACAACUUGAAAGUUCCUCUAUUGUGCAAUAUGUGGACUUUGCAGAAGAUGACAAUUUUGGAUAUCUGGCUCUUCACCUUUGCGAAUACACACUGGAGGAAUACAUCCGAGAGCAUUUACCAGAUAAUAGCUCUGAGAAAACUUUGGUUCUGAAGAAGCUGGUGAAGGAAGUUCUCUGCAGCUUACAGGUUUUACACCAACCAAAAACCAAUAUACUCCAUCGGGACAUCAAACCCCAGAAUGUUCUGAUAGACAUACAUGAAAAAGCUAGAUUGUCUGAUUUUGGCAUAAGUCGUCGGAUGGCGAUAAGCCAAACAACUUUACAAACGAGCAUUGCUGGAACUAGAUGCUGGAAGGCAAAGGAGGCCUUAGUUGAGAAUGACAACAUUGGGUACAAGAAGAGCUCCGACAUUCAGGUUGCUGGGAUGUUAGUGUACUACAUUCUCUCUGGAGGGCACCAUCCAUUUGGUAGAGGUCCAUAUUGUGAAAUCAACAUUCUAGAAGGAAAUUACUCACUGGAACAUCUGGACGAUUUAGUAGCGAAGGAUCUUGUUGAGUGGAUGAUCAAUGAAACUCCAGACAAAAGACCAACUGUGGAACAGACCCUUGCACACCCCUUCUUCUGGACUGAUGAAAGGAGAGUGGAGUAUAUGAAAAAAGUGGGGAACCAGAAAGAAGCCGAGAACUGUCGUAAAGUGGAUGCGGUUCUCCUUCGUACCAUUGAAAAACACACAGAGGGGAAAAGCUUUUCUGAAUGGAAAACUAAACUGCCACGUGAGCUUGUCCAAAAACUGGAUGGUAAGAAGAAACCCUAUCCUGGGAACCUACUGGGCCUGCUGCGUUUUAUACGCAACCUACACGAGCAUUAUCCAGAGGAGGCCAAGCACAUCAACCUGAUGGCUACCUUCCCUGAUCUCUUUGGAUGUGUGUUCAAGUUGGCAAAGGAGAGAGGAUGGAACUCCAGGACGACUCUGGAAAAGUUCUUCUGUUCAGUUCCAGACAUUUGAUUGUACAGGAUUCCAUUUAGAAUUUCUAUCAUAUUUUGGAACCAUUCCUAUAGGAUUCCAGUAGAAAUUGUCUUAUUGGAUAUUUAUGUCCUGUCCUAUAAGAUUCUUAUGUAUAGGAUUCUGUGGGAACUGCCUUAAAAGACAAUAGAUAAAUAUCCUGUAGGAUCAUUUCUACAGGAUUUUAAUAUGAUCCAACUGGGUCCCUAUUCAGGUCUAUAUGGAAAUUGGUAUUUUUUUAUUUUUUUUUAUUGUAAAUCUUAAAGAAUUUUUAAGAAUCCUAAAGCUGCACUUUUCCAUUUCAUCUUUUACUAACCAACAGGGGUUUUUGAUUGUCUUACCAUUUACUUCAUGUAGACAAUAUUCAUUGUUCAAUACAUGUUGCUCAACCUGCAGUCACAUUAUAAACAUUGGUGAAGAUUGGUGAAAUAAAAGACAAAUCAGCAAA
Megalobrama amblycephala (Wuchang bream) is the source of this 3545-nucleotide messenger RNA. RefSeq names its product sensor for unfolded proteins in the ER ire1-like. The record is from RefSeq and is a predicted model, not a curated record. NCBI's taxonomy places the organism in Eukaryota, Metazoa, Chordata, Actinopteri, Cypriniformes, Xenocyprididae. Gene Ontology annotation, cellular component: IRE1-TRAF2-ASK1 complex. The coding region runs from base 1193 to 3100 and encodes 635 amino acids. Gene Ontology annotation, biological process: protein phosphorylation; IRE1-mediated unfolded protein response; mRNA processing. Gene Ontology annotation, molecular function: ATP binding; protein serine/threonine kinase activity; RNA endonuclease activity. The transcript is spliced from 7 exons.